AUGGCGUGCACACCAUUACUUAGUGAAAACGAUUUAUAUUUAUUCAGAACAAAACAAUGCUUAAGAUUAGCUAAGGGAGGUUGUGAAUUUGGACUUGAUCGAUGCCAAUAUAGUCAUAACACACAAUGGAUAAGACGAUGCCCAUAUUAUAUUUCCCUUCCUUCUUACCUUCGAUAUAUUCCAGUUGCUUGUCCAUAUUUCAUCAAGAACAAAGACAUAAAUGAAAAUAAAAAUGAAGAAGAAAAUAAUAAAGAUAUAGAACGUGAAAAAGAAAUAUUACAAAACUGUUUAUCUCUAACUAAUCCAGAUGGUAGUGUUAAUAAUGAAUUUUAUAAAUAUAUCGAAGAAAAUAAUAUCAAUAAAUGCCCAGCAGGUGUUGAAUGUCCAUUGGCUCAUAGUAUUGAAGAAAUAUAUUAUCAUCCUCUUGUUUAUAAAACUAAAAAAUGUGAAAAUUAUAAACAUGGUAAUUGUAAUAAAUAUUAUUGUCCAGAUUUUCAUAAAUUAGCUGAACAAAGAAAAGUAAAAGAAUAUUUUAUUCCAUUUUCUUACAAAAUUGAUAUACCACCAUACCCUAAUGUUACUAUUAUUGAUAAAAUUAAAUAUGGGUCAUUCAAAGGACAAUCACAAAUUAAUAGUAGUAAAAAAAAAACAUUACAUCAAAAUGUUAAUAACACAAUUUAUAGUUAUCAAAAUAAAAACAACAAAUACAUUUCUUCAGUACCAAAAUGUGUAAACAAUAUUAAUUAUAAUAAGAAAGAGAAAUUCACUAAAAUAAAUUAUGACACUAAUAAAAUUCACAACAAUCAAAUAGACAAAAAUACCUACUUAAAAUAUAAUUCAGCUAAUUUACCAUAUAUUAAUGAAAAUGUGCCAUAUUUGAACAAUACAAAAUAUAAUACUAUAAGCUAUCCUAAUAAUUCAAUCACAUUUGAAAAUUCUUUAAAAAAUAAAAAACAAAAUUCCAUUUUUAGCUACCUAAACAAUUGUGAUGAUAAAGUUACCUUAUAUGUACAUAUUUUACAAAAAUUCCCACAUUUAUUUGAUUUAAAUAUAUCAAAUGUUAAUUCGAAUACCCCAAUUGCAUUAAUUAAUGCAUUAAAUAUUUCAGAUAAAAAUAUACAAAAUGUUAAUAAAAUCGAAAUAGAGAACUCAGAAAAUCAAAACACUACAAGUUGCUAUGCUCAUACUGAUGUGGACAAAAAAAAUUAUGACUAUGCUAAUCCGAAUACUGCAAAUGUGAAUAUUGCAAAUGCUAAUAUUAACAACAUGGAUAACCAAUUUGAAUCAAACACAGAAAACAAUUCAAAAAGUAACACAUAUUAUAAUAUACUAAAUCAAAUAUUUAAAAAAAAUUUGCAAAUUACAAAAAAUAAAAUAGAAUAUUUAAAUGACCAACCUAGCCCAAUAACAAAUACGUAUGAACGCAUUUUUAAAUAUGAUCCAAAAUAUGAUGGAAAUAUAGAUUCUUUUACUAAUUUUACACAUAAAAAUGUGAUAGUUAAUGGAAACUGUGGGGAUAGUUAUGAAGAUUUUAUAAAUAUGCUAAGUCACAUUCUAUGUUUACUUUAUUUCACUACUAAUUCAAAAACACACCCAUCUUUUGAUGAGUAUGCCCAUCAGCUAGCCAAAAAUAUACACAAUGAAAGCAUAAAAAUGAGGGAUGCGUCCAUGGAAAAAAUCGUAAGCAAGCCCAUAGAAGGAUCUAUUUAA
Messenger RNA from Plasmodium vinckei vinckei, 1710 nucleotides. RefSeq names its product zinc finger protein, putative. Gene Ontology annotation, molecular function: metal ion binding. Bases 1 to 1710 code for a protein of 569 amino acids. The record is from RefSeq and is a predicted model, not a curated record. The transcript is spliced from 2 exons. NCBI's taxonomy places the organism in Eukaryota, Apicomplexa, Aconoidasida, Haemosporida, Plasmodiidae.